UGGAGUCGGGCCCCUCCCUCUGACGCGGGGUGGCGAUGCUCCCGUGAUCCCUGUCCUGAGUGCUCGCCCUUCACUUCGGAGCGGAGACCGGGCCCUGCCGCGUCACCCUGGGCAAGUGACUUCGGCCUCGGUUUCCCGGGCUACGAGGCCCCCACCAUGGAACAGACAACAGAAGACCCCCCCACAUCGGCUGUCUUGCUGGAUCAUUGUCAUUUCUCUCAGGUCAUCUUUAACAGUGUGGAGAAGUUCUAUGUCCCUGGAGGGGAUAUCACAUGCUAUUACACCCUCACCCAGCAUUUCAUCCCCCGUCGAAAGGAUUGGAUUGGCAUCUUUAGAGUGGGAUGGAAGACAACCCGUGAAUAUUAUACUUUCAUGUGGGUUACUUUGCCCAUUGACUUAAACAAGGAAUCAGCAAGACAGCUGGAAGUCCAAUUCAAAGCUUAUUACCUGCCCAAGGAUGAUGAGUAUUACCAGUUCUGCUAUGUGGAUCAAGAUGGCGUGGUCCGAGGAGCAAGUAUCCCUUUCCAGUUCCGUCCAGAAAAUGAGGAGGACAUCCUGGUUGUUACCACUCAGGGAGAAGUGGAAGAGAUUGAGCAGCACAACAAAGAACUUUGCAAAGAAAACCAGGAGCUGAAGGACACCUGUGUCAGCCUCCAGAAGCAGAACUCAGACAUGCAGGCUGAGCUCCAGAGGAAGCAGGAGGAACUAGAAACCCUACAGAGCAUCAAUAAGAAGUUGGAACAGAAAGUGAAAGAGCAGAAGGACUGUUGGGAGACAGAGCUGCUUCAACUGAAAGAACACAACCAGAAGAUGUCCUCAGAAAAUGAGAAAAUGGGAGUUAGAGUGGAUCAGCUUCAGGUCCAGCUCUCAACUCAAGAGAAAGAAAUGGAGAAGCUUCUUCAGGGAGAUCAAGAUAAAACAGAGCAAUUAGAGCAUCUGAAAAAGGAAAAUGGCCAGCUCUUUCUCAGUUUAACUGAACAGAGGGAGCACCAGAAGAAGCUUGAGCAGACAGUGGAGGAAAUGAAGCAGAAAGAAGCGACUGCAAUGAAGAAACACCUGGAGUUAACGGAGCCUAGGAACAAGAAAGCAGCAGUGGAGGAGCAGUUAGUGCAAGAGGUGGAACGCCUAAAGGCAAAGGUUGAGGCCGGGAAAGCCUGUUUCUUAGAGAAGUACAAAGAGUGUCAACGACUCCACAAACAGAUCAGGCAACUCAGGGCUGCCGCACUGGAAGUGAAGCAGGACCAGAAGAGCCAGCAGGAGCCAAUGGGGAUGGGGAGCAAGGAGCCUGCAGUCAGCACUGUCAUCGGGAAGAGAACUUUGAACUUGUCAAGAAGGCUGAGUGAGAACAAGAUUAUGUGCGAUGCUCUGCAGAGAGAGAAAGAAAGAAUGGAAAGAGAAAAUGAUCUUUUGAAGAAGGAAAACAGCAGAUUGCUGAGUUACAUGGGUUUGGAUCCUGACUCUUUGCCGUACACCACUUCAAAUCAAGGAGCUGCAGGACAAAACCCAGGACUUGUUUAUGGCAACCCGUAUUCUGGUGUCCAAGAAAGUUCUGCUCCAAGUCUGCUGCCCUUCAAGAAAUGCCCCAACUGUCUGUCAGAUUGUGCCGAUGAUGUUUGUGAGCAUGUCUUGGAACAGCAGACCCUUUGUCUGAAUUGUCCAAUUUGUGACAAGAGCUUCCCAGCAAGAGAGAAACAGAUCUUUGAAGACCAUGUGUUCUGCCAUUCUUUAUAACGCCCCAGCCUCUUGGAUCCAUGCUGUUAAGAUUUUAUAUAGUAGAACCUGUAUCUUCUACUGUGAGUUAUGAGUCAGGAUUCUGCCUAAUCUGAAAUUAUUAGGGAUUACUCAGCCUUGCUGCCCCUACAGGUAGAGCCACAUUGACUAUCUGAAGGACAGUGUUAAUAACCUCCAUCCUCGUGGGUUAUUACUGUUAAGCACGUAAAUCUAAUAUCAGUCUCCCACAUAUGGUGCGCAUUCUUCCAAAGGGCUCUAGUACAAGGACCCUCAGAAGGAACUGACCGGGCUAGUCACUACAGGACUGUUACUAAGUGAUUGGUUUUCCAAAUUGUCCUGCUAUCAUUCAAGGUCAGACCUCCAGUGUAUUUAAACACAGUCCUCAGUCCGAACCGUGAGGCCAAAGAUGGACCAGAGGUUGAGAAUUUCUUCCUCCUCUGGCCUCUUUCUCUAGCUGAUUGUAUUAGCCUAGAGCCAAAAAUGGCACAGCAAAGAACUCAGAUGUCCAGUACCAAAAGUUUUCUCGUCAUUAUUUCUCAGCUCCCAAAAGAAGAAUCUUAUUCCUGAACCACUGACAGGAAAUAGUAAUUCAGUCACAGGAGGACUUCUUUUCUCUCUGGAUAUCUCUGAUUGGCAUUUUUCUACUCUUUGAUUUUUCCUAUGCACAUAAUUUUUUUGUCAUAAGUUCUUUCUUAAUAGUUAAUAGGAGUCAUUAGAAACUGUAUGCAUUUGCAACUUUCUGAGCAGGUGAGUUUGAAUAUGGAUAAGUCAGUAUAAAGAGAAUUAUUGUUAAUUUCUUAUUAAUACUAAAAAUAAAUAACUUCUAUUUUGGGGGCCUAUGUAAUUUAAAAUAA
Molecule: messenger RNA, 2585 nt
Organism: Tupaia belangeri chinensis (Chinese tree shrew)
Lineage: Eukaryota; Metazoa; Chordata; Mammalia; Scandentia; Tupaiidae
Gene: CALCOCO2
Product: calcium binding and coiled-coil domain 2
Exons: 15
Coding region: 157-1731 (524 amino acids)
Biological process (GO): positive regulation of autophagosome maturation; xenophagy
Cellular component (GO): autophagosome; PML body
Source: RefSeq, a predicted model, not a curated record